Messenger RNA from Aspergillus campestris IBT 28561, 566 nucleotides. RefSeq lists its product as uncharacterized. Bases 129 to 566 code for a protein of 145 amino acids. The transcript has 4 exons. NCBI's taxonomy places the organism in Eukaryota, Fungi, Ascomycota, Eurotiomycetes, Eurotiales, Aspergillaceae. The record is from RefSeq and is a predicted model, not a curated record.
AUCAGCCCUCCUGGGCAUUACAGACAAAGACGACCUAGCCAGCCCUAGUGAGGACGGGUGGUUUGCGUCAGACUUCUACCUGUUCCACUAUCUCUGUCCCCGCAAUUUCCAUGACCGCCUGACCAAAUAUGGCUGACGUGCGAAGACCCGUCGGCCCUCGUCGCAAAAUAACACGAAUUCCUUCAUGGUCCCUCCCUCUCCUUCUUCGACCAGUGGGCCAACCGGCGAAGACUGGCGGCAGGCGCCUGGAACGCCAAAAGUAUCUCGCAGAAGAGUACUUUGCCGCAAAGCCUGGUCCGAACGAAGCCGCUCCAAAUAUUGGCCUACAUAACUGUCUCCAAUAUGUCCUCAAUGGCGCUACCUACCCAAAAGACAAGCGAAUCACCUCGCAACCGGUAGUUGUACUCACAGACAUGGAGCUUGCUUCGGGACCGGGAUAUCUGCACAACUCCAAUUGGGAUCCGCCUGCAUUUCCCCAAACCCCUCCAGUAUCUCGCACCUGCGCUGGUGGAGUCAUCCACGUCCUGGGAGAUGAUCCAGGACCAGGUGGAGGCUAUGGCCUCUGA